Molecule: messenger RNA, 468 nt
Organism: Coffea arabica (coffee)
Lineage: Eukaryota; Viridiplantae; Streptophyta; Magnoliopsida; Gentianales; Rubiaceae
Source: RefSeq, a predicted model, not a curated record
AUGAUCACGUAUGGCCCAAGUGAUCCUGUUCCGGCCGCGUCCAGCAGCCAUGAGGCCUUGGUGAUCGAGGUACUCACCAACAGUUACAUCAUCAAAAAAGUGUACGUGGAUCCAGGAAACUCAGUAGAUGUCAUGUACUAUCGGACGUUCGAAAAUCUGAAACUGACAAGAGAGCAGCUCAGCCCAGUCAGGACACCUCUUGUGGGCUUUGGGAGACACGUUGUCCAUCCCGAGGGAAUGGUCACGCUAACGGUGACUGUUGGCCAUCAACCUCGGUACCGAACCAUCCCAGUUAAUUUCGUGGUGGCCAGGGCCGAUUCCCCCUACAAUCUGCUUAUGGGUCGGCCCACCUUGAACGCUUUGCGAGUUGCUGCGUCUUCGUCGACGUCCGAGCCAUGGACCGAAAGCAGGAGGUCUAGCAUUAUGUCGAUAGACUGCAUCGAUCAUCACAAAUCUGUGAAGUCUUAA